UAAUUCUAUAGCUGCCCCAGAUCACCAUUCCCUUUGCCUCAUCAGUCCGCUCAGAGUUUAGAGAGAGAAAUAUAGAAAGUUAGAGAGAGAAAUAGAGAAGCAAGAAUGCGGAGGUCCGGUGUUUUCUCGGUGCUGUGUGUGACUUUCUUCUUCUUCUUUAUCCUCAGCCACACGAUGUUUUCAUCUCCUGCCGUUGAUGCCGCUGCUGUUGUUUCUAGUGGGGACCACCACCAGCUGGGGUGGAUUCCGGCGACCUGCACGGGAUCGAUCGGCGAGUGCCUUGACGGCGGGGACGACGAGUUCGAGAUGGACUCGGAGAUCAACCGGCGCAUCCUAGCGACGAGGCGGUACAUAAGCUACGGUGCGCUGAGCAGGAACAGUGUCCCCUGCUCGCGACGCGGCGCCUCGUACUACAAUUGCCGACCGGGAGCUCAGGCCAACCCCUACACUCGCGGAUGCAGUGCCAUCACUCGCUGUCGCCGUUAAGUGCUUUUUGUUUAUUUAUUUAUUUUAUUUUCCAUUUUUAAUUUUUAAUUUUUAAUUUUUAUAAAUAAGCAAUAUUUUUACUUGUAAUUUUAAUUUUGUGGUUUGUUAUUGGGAAUCAUAUUUAAAUGGAGCAUACAUAAUGAUAAUA
Molecule: messenger RNA, 634 nt
Organism: Cornus florida
Lineage: Eukaryota; Viridiplantae; Streptophyta; Magnoliopsida; Cornales; Cornaceae
Product: rapid alkalinization factor-like
Exons: 1
Coding region: 106-486 (126 amino acids)
Source: RefSeq, a predicted model, not a curated record